AUGGCACCACCACCAGAACCUCCUACAUCGAUCACACUACGCGUCAAGGUCCCUCCAGGACACGUACCAGGCGGCGCUGAUGAAUUCACGCUGGGGUCAGAUAUUGCGGUUGCAUCCAAGGUCGGGCAAAUAAGAGAACGGAUCCAAGAGGCGAUUCCAUCAAGUCCAACACCCGAGCGACAACGAUUACUGUACGGCGGACGAGCACUCGUGGACAACGAUCAAACGGUAGCCGAUGCGUUGAACAUUCGAAGGGACCCGUCACAGACAGAGUAUGUGAUACACCUUCUGGUUAAAGGCGAUGGUGCGAAUGUAAAUCCUGUCCCGCAUCGUACGGGCAUGAGAACGCCAGGCAGGUCUGCAAGCCCUGCCGCUGCUGCUCAGCCUGCAGCAGGUCCUCCAACUGCAGCAGCACCACCACAACCGGCACAGAAUGCGGCUCUUCCACAAAUGCCGAAUCCACAGCAGCUUCAUCAUCAGUUGCACCAGCAGGCUGUUCAGCAACAAAUGCUGCAGCAACAGGCCGCGAUGUUCGCUCAACAACGACUGCAUGCUCCUAUGUUCCAGAAUCAAGGUUUCCAUCAGCCCAUGAUGCCGCUUGGGAUGCAACCUUUCGCAGGUCACAUGCCUGGAAUAUUCCCGCCAGGAAAUGGCAUGCCGGCGCAGCACUUUCAUGCUCAGGGCCACCAGCAACCAGCACAUGUCAACAAUCAGCACGCGGCAGUGCCACAAAACGUGGAAAAUGGCACUCCGCAAGACAGCCAAACUCAGAAUGAACAAAACAAUGGAGCAGCACAGUCACAACAACCACCACCGAGAGUCACCACUCAUCAGAAUGCCCACGGCCAUGACGUGCAGGUCAGGAUCCAUCAGACCGUUCGCAUUCCCAAUCCUGCCUUACAAACGCAGCAAAGACCACUGGGUUUCCCUAAUCUACCUCACUUGCCUGCGCAAGGAGUACCAACUCCACAGGCCAACGCAAAUGGUCGCUCAGCUUUGGACCAGGCGAGAGAGAACAUGACCGAAAUGCAACGACUCAUCGACGAAUUACGCAACACCGCUACCAUUACAGAAUCACAGCAAGCGCAAUUGCAGUCCCUUGAGAGGAUAUCGCGCAGUGUCAAUGACUACAUCGAUCCUUUCCGAGUUGGCAACAAUCGAGCAAGAUCAAACUCGCCAGUCCCUCCCAUUCCUCCAAACGGGCGUUUGCCCCCGAGGUCACCUUUCGAAGCCCAACCAAGUUGGCAGCAACGAGCGCAGCAGAUACGGCAAACGCAGCAUCAGGCUCCGAAUCCGAGCUCACAAGACGUCACAUGUUACCUCUUGUCCUCGCCCAGUGGCCCGCAAGCUCUUCUCUACUCUCCCCAGCACGGCCUGUAUACCGUUCAGAUGCCUUCGGGCGGAAGUGCCACUUUACAGCCCACUCCAACAGUACCAACCGGUGCCUCCAAUGGAAAUGCAACUAACACCGCAGCCCAGCCGAAUCAACAAGCAGCUCAACACCAAGGUGAAGGAGGCCAGCAGCUACAAGCACAAGUGCAGGGCCAAGCUGCUCAACAAGACCCACUCGGCCCUCUGGGACCUAUUAUGGGACAUCUAUGGCUGCUUCUCCGAGUGCUCAUCUUCGCCUACUUCCUACUAGGUGCGAACAUGGGUUGGAGACGUCCUUUGGCGUUGUUCGCCAUAGGAAUGGGAUUCUGGAUGAUCCGAAUGGGCUUGCUCGGCGAUGGCGGCGCGCUGAGAAGAUGGUGGGAUGGCAUCAUGAAUGAUGGACGAGCACCACCCGCGCAGCAACAAGGACAACAGGGCCAGAACCAGCAGCAAGGACAGCAGCAGGGGCAACCUCCGGCUGCCAAUGCUAGACCUGGGCAAAUGCCUACACCCGAACAACUUGCACAGCGACUACUGGAUGAGGAUGCUCGAGCUCGGGAUCAGGCUCGAGACCAGCGCCUCCAAUGGGUGCGCGAGCGGAUUCGUCCGGUUGAGCGAGCUAUAGCACUGCUUGUGGCCAGCUUGUGGCCAGGAGUUGGUGAGGCUUACGUCCGGGCUCGAGAGCAAGAAGAGCGCCAGCGAGCUGAAGAAGAGAUUGCGGCAAGACGACGAGAGGAAGAGGAAAGGCAGAAGAAGGAAGAGGAAGAGAAGCAGAAGAACGAGGGUAGUGGCACUGAUGAGAAGGCUGUAGAGCCAGCUGAGACCGAAGCGACCGACGCUGGUGCAAGCACUCAGGCUGGCAGUGAGCCGGUCGCCCAAAGUGUUGCUACUAGCGCUGCUUAG
This is a messenger RNA of Zasmidium cellare ATCC 36951, 2274 nucleotides long. RefSeq lists its product as uncharacterized. Gene Ontology annotation, molecular function: protein binding. Gene Ontology annotation, biological process: endoplasmic reticulum unfolded protein response. The record is from RefSeq and is a predicted model, not a curated record. The transcript has a single exon. NCBI's taxonomy places the organism in Eukaryota, Fungi, Ascomycota, Dothideomycetes, Mycosphaerellales, Mycosphaerellaceae. Bases 1 to 2274 code for a protein of 757 amino acids.